AUGAAGCAAUUAGAACAAAACAAUACCUGUCUGACCUGUUUACAUGCAAAUUCCAAUAGCACAUUUUCAAAUAACCCUUCAGAAAGCUUAACCAUCUUUUUGACCAGUGUGAUGAUUUUUAUAACUGUUAUGGAUGUCCUUGGAAACACUCUGGUUAUAUUAUCUAUCCUAAGAAACAAGAAACUGAGAAAUGCUGGUAACGUCUUUGUGAUUAGCUUAUCAGCAGCAGACCUAUUAGUUGGAGUAUACUCAUAUCCUUUAGUUUCUAUUGCAACAUUUUACAAUAAAUGGACUGCGGGAGAACUUCAUUGCAAAAUAGCAGGAACUGUUCUGUCUCUCAGUCACUUUCUGUCUGUCUAUAGCAUAAUGACUAUUGCAAUAAACCGUUACUGCUGUAUCUGUCAUAGUCUCAGUUAUGAAAAAGUUUUCAGUAUGAAAAACACUUUCUGUUACUUCUUUCUGAUUUGGUGUUUCAGUGUCAUUUUGAUUGUGCCAAUCAUAUCAUACGAUGUUUUACAUUAUGAGGAAAGAGUGCAUUUUUGUGCUUUUAUAUUUACAGUAAAUAGCUCAUUAACAAGCACUCUGGGAGUGAUACAUUUCUUAAUACCAGUAAUCAUUGUGUUGUUUUGUUACUCAAAGAUAUGGAUCUUGGUUAUUCAAGUCAAGUACCGUGUGAGGCAAGAAAAUAGACAAAAGUUAAAGCCUAGUGAAGUGCGGAAUUUCCUGACAAUGUUUGCAGUAUUUGUCCUUUUUGCAGUUUGCUGGGCUCCAUUUAGCAUUCCAGGUUUGGUAGAAGCACUGAAUCCAGGAGGUAAGGCAUCAGAAUUCCCUGGUUGGCUCUAUGUGUUUGGCUACUACACUGCAUCCUUUAACAGCUGUCUCAAUGGCAUUGUUUAUGGUGUCCUUAAUCAAAAUUUCAGACAAGAGUACAAAAGAAUUCUACUGUCACUAUGCACAGUUAAACUAUCAUUUCUGAAUACUUCAUGCUUAGGUUCCAACAGUACAGUUGCAAAUAAUCCUUCAGAAAGCCGAACCAUCUUUUUGACCUGUGUGAUGAUUUUUAUAACUGUUAUGGAUGUCCUUGGGAACACCCUUGUCAUCCUAUCUAUCUUAAGAAAUAAGAAGCUGAGAAAUGCUGGUAAUGUCUUUGUGAUUAGCUUAUCAGCAGCAGACUUGUUGGUUGGAGUAUAUUCAUAUCCAUUAGUUUCUAUUGCUACAUUUCAUAACGAAUGGACUGCAGGAGAUCUCCAUUGCAAAAUAGCAGGAACGUUUCUAUCUCUGAGUCACUUUCUUUCAGUCUAUAGCAUAAUGGCUAUUGCAAUUAACCGCUACUGCUGUAUCUGUCAUAGUCUCAGCUAUGAAAAAGUUUUCAGUAUGAAAAAUACUUUUUGUUACUUCUUUCUGAUUUGGUCUUUCAGUAUAAUUUUGAUUGUGCCAAUUAUAACAUAUGAUGUUUUACAUUAUGAUGAAAGAGUACAUUUCUGUGCUUUUAUAUUUACAGUAAAUCCCUCAUUCACAAGCACAUUGGCAGUGAUACACUUUUUAAUACCUACAACCAUCGUUUUCUUUUGUUAUUCAAAGAUUUGGAUCUUGGUUAUUCAAGUCAAGUACCGUGUCAGACAGGAAAACAGACAAAAGUUAAAGCCUAGUGAAGUGCGUAAUUUCUUGACAAUGUUUGCAGUAUUUGUUCUUUUUGCAAUUUGUUGGGCUCCAUUUAGUAUUCCUUCACUGGUAGAAGCAUUGAAUCCAGGGGGAAAAGCAUCAGAAUUCCCUGAUUGGCUCUUUGUGUUUGGCUACUACACUGCAUCCUUUAACAACUGUCUCAAUGGCAUUGUUUAUGGUGUCCUUAAUCAAAAUUUCAGGCAAGAGUACAAAAGAAUUCUGCUGUCAUUUUGCACAGUUGUAUCACGAAGAUAA
This is a messenger RNA of Protopterus annectens (West African lungfish), 1917 nucleotides long. RefSeq names its product melatonin receptor type 1C-like. Gene Ontology annotation, cellular component: membrane. NCBI's taxonomy places the organism in Eukaryota, Metazoa, Chordata, Ceratodontiformes, Protopteridae. Gene Ontology annotation, molecular function: melatonin receptor activity. The record is from RefSeq and is a predicted model, not a curated record. The transcript has 5 exons. Gene Ontology annotation, biological process: G protein-coupled receptor signaling pathway. The coding region runs from base 1 to 1917 and encodes 638 amino acids.